AAAAAAACUACGCUGUCAACAUAGGUCUAAAAAAAAAAAAUCUAGAAUGCCAAGUGUUAUAGGUGAAGGUCGUCGGUUCUACUGAAACUAUGAGAGGUGAUUGUGUUAUUUGCACUUCAAAGACUGCAUUGCCUCAGUUUCUUUACAUCCUGAGGAGGGGGAUAAUUCUGCUCACAAGAGAAACCAACAAACAGAUGUAAGUUUCUUGUCUACAAAUACAAGCUAAACGACGGAAAACUAUGCUGGUAAGAAAUCUAUUUAUUAAUUAUUUUUCUGUGUGAAGGAAUGUUUUUUUUAUUCUAAUGUUAAAAAUUUGGGGUCAGUAUUGUGUGUGUGUGUGUGUGUGUGUGUGUGAACGGACGGAUACUUUUAUUCAGCAAGGACAUUUGAUAUUUAUAGCGUCACAAAAGUUCUCUUUUUUUAAUAAAUGCUUUUCUUUACAUCAAAGAGUCAUGUUUCCACAAAAAUAUUAAGCACCACAACUGUUUUCAACAUCGAUAAUAAAUGUUUCUUGAGCACCAAAUCAGCAUAUUAGAAUGAUUUCUGAAGGAUCAUGUGACACUGAAGAUUGGAGUAAUGAUGCUGAAAAUUCAGCUUUGUCAUCACAGGAAUAAAUUAACUGUUAAAUUUUAAAAUGUAUUAAAAUAUAAAAGUUAUUUUAAUUGUAAUAUUUCACACUAUUACUGGUUUACUGUAUUUUUGAUAAAAUGAAAAUAUAAAAUAAAUGCCUUGGUGAGCGUAGGAGACUUCUUUCAGAAACAAUAAAAAUUCUUACCUACCCCAAAACGGUAGAGUAUGACUAUAGAAUGACUUCCUAAAUUGAGGACUUCUAUCUUUUUCGAAGACAAUUUGUUGUUAUUAAGAAUUAUUGCUGUAUUGUGUAAAAAACAAAUACCACGGGAAAACUCAGAUUUUGGUGAAAUUUAAGAAAGUCUAUCCAACACAAACUUUUUAUAUAGAACAUUUAUACGUUUACGUUUAUAAAAGCACAUUUUUACUUAUCAUUUUAAUAUAGGCCUAUUUAAUUUAGUCUCAUUGCCCAUAAACAUUUGUAAAUAAUUAGUGCUUUUUCUUUGUGUUUUAUGCUAAACUAGAUAAUGCCUUUUGCGCCUUGUGUUUCUAUUGGCAUAUUACUGUUGCCAUGGUUUCCAUGUACUUGGGGGAAGUGCAUCUUUGACCAAGUUCAGAGAUCAAUCAAAGUUGUGUCCCCGCCCACUGGUCAAUACGCCUCUGCUCAUUGGCCCUUGAGUGAAACCGCAAUCAACGUACCUGUCACUGCAUCAGAGAAGAAUCCAGCGCUUUACAGUUCUAAACCUCAAAGAUCUAAAAGAGCAGAGAAACAUGUAGAAUCCAUGGCGGCUCCACAACCAAUCAGGAUCAAGAUCUGGAUACCCUCAGAAAGCCCCGCCCUCUCAGACUGGGAGAGAGAGAGACUAAUGACCGCAGUUGAUGAGGCUGUGAAUGAAGUUUCCAGUUUACUGUCAGUGAGACGAGUUCCUGAUAAUCUGUUGCUGAACAGAGACAUAAACAAAUACUGCAAAUUCAUCUGGAGAAACAGUAGCACUGUUAACCACAUGAAAUGUGGCAGAGCCAAAGAGAACUACAGAUUCGAGAGCUGCUUGGGCAUGAAUAUCCCAGAUGAGCACCUAGAUGGCUGUGCUGUUUAUCCACAUCCUGAGCAUCCAGUUCCGACAGUGCUGAGGCCAGAGGGGACAGGAGUUCCUGACACUGACUUCCUGCUCUAUGUGUUCACUCACAGCACAGAUAAAUGCAGAGCAGAGUCUAGUUUACUGGCUUAUGCUGCUCACUGUCAGGCAGAUCCAGAGGGGCGUCCUCUGGCUGGGACUAUGGUCAUCUGUAGAGAGCCGCUCAAUUUGGAAAGAUACACACAUGAACACUAUGUGCAGACAGUGAUCCAUGAGCUUUUCCAUGUGUUGGGCUUCAGCAAAGAGCUCCUCAGCCAAAGGAAGGAUUGUUCUGUCUCCUCUCAGGCUGGUGUAGACUGCUGGUCUCAUGGUCAGGUGAUCAGCACAGACGAGAUGGGGCAGGUUAGACUCUAUUCUCCUACUGUGAUAAAAGCAAUGCAGAAACAUCUCAACUCUACCCACACUGACCUUGGAGCUCCAUUAGAGAACAAGGAUGUUGGUUCAGACGGUCUCUCAUCACACUGGGAGGCCCGUGUGCUUCAGGGCUCCAUUAUGGCAGCUUUACUGGUGGAGCCGUCUUUAAUUCGCAUCGAUCACAUCACACUCGCUGCCCUCCAGGAUACAGGAUGGUAUUCAGUGAACUUUAGCCAAGCUCAGAGCCUGGUGUGGGGAGAGGGUAAGACAUCCACUAUUGAGCCAGCAAAACAGUCCAGUUUGCUGGUUUACAUACAUAAAGAUACAUAUCAUGCACUUGUUGAAGCUGGAGUCAAACCUCAGACUUGCCUGUUUACUGUUUUACCAAUCUUGCUGUGUGGUUCUGUGUGUGUUUUAGGUGAAGGCAGUCAGUUUGGGUCCCUCUCUACCUGUCAUAAUUCUUCAACUUUCUUUUGCACAGACAGUGCAUUGGGUUGUCACUACCUUCACUUACACAAGGGGAAGUGUCUCACUGAUCCAUACCUGGAUGGCUGCCACAUUUUCAAACCCCUGGCAAAUGCUAGUGAGUGCUGGAACAAGGAGAAUGAGAGGAGUGGAAUGAAUGAAGGAAGUGGAGAGAUAUAUGGCUCAGACAGCCGCUGUUUCAUAUCCAACCUCACCAGACCGAAUCAUUCAUCCUCCCGUGCAUCAGUGGCAGGUCAUUGUUACAGACACAGAUGCACUGGAAGAAACAAAUAUCAAAUUCAAGUAAGGGAUUCUGAUUGGUUGGAUUGCCCAGCUGGAAAGAGUGUUGAGGUGUCUGGUUAUCAGGGUUUAGUUUUUUGCCCAGACAACAGAUUAUGUAAAUAUUCUGAUUUAGCUCCUCCUACAUCAAGGCAAAAGGCAGAUAACCUUCUUAAUGUUGGUGCAUCCAUUGAAAGUGAUCAUGAUGUGAAAGAGAACGAUGCCACUCCUCAGCCCAGUCUCACGCCUUUCUCCUUAGUCAUAGUUUCUAAGGAAGAGAUCGUUGUGGCAGCAGUGUUGAGCAUCAUGGCUGCUUUCUCUCUACUGUCUUCUGCAGUGCUCAUCUACAGGAAGUGUUCAUCAGCCAGGGUCAGAGUACAUGCUGCCAAUGAGCCUCCAUACAGGUCGCCGUUGUCACCCAUCCAGUGCAUCAGUAGGAACUGAUGGUAGAACCAAGCAUGGACAAUAAAAUUCAGGAAGUUAAUGAAGGCUAAACCAUUUUUUAAUGGCAGCUGAAAACAAAACAAAACAAAAAAAAAAUUAACUGAAACAUUUAUAUAUGUCUACUUGUCUAUUCAGGUAUUCAUAUAGAAAUCAAUAUAUAUUAUGCCACUAUUAUUCAGUCUUGUAAUCUUUUUAGGUGUACUUACAAAAGUCACUGAACAGAAACAUGAUUCUCAGAAUUUAUUUAGUCAACAAGAUUACAAUAGUUUUCAAAUUAUGUGGUUACAUUAUUAAGUAAAUUGAGAGCAAAAUAAAAAAAGCUAAAUUCAGACCAGUUUCUUAAACACUCCUGUUUGCCUGUGUCAACCAUUAUUUGGAAACAAUUAUUCCAUAAUAAUAACAAUAUAUUUUUUAUUCCACAAACAAACAGCAAUACACUGAAAGUGUCACAGAAACAACACUUUCAGAUAACCUACAAAUGUUUAACAAAAUAGUUUAUGACCGAAUACAAGAAAAUAAGAUAGAAAAAAGUUUUCAUCUUUACGUUUAUGAUACUAAACAGUUACAGACUAUGAUUAACUAAACUAUACUUCUGUAAAGAUAUAUAUUUUUUUAUUUUUCUUAAUAUAUUGAUGAGAUUAUUGGUUGAAUAGAAAGAUUAAUGAAUUUAUCUUCAAGUUUUUAAGAACUUGCAAUACAGUGCUUUUAUCCUUUUUGUAAAGGGCACAUCUUGUAGAUCCAUAGAGGAUGAAAGCAGCAAUAAAAAAUUCAUCCUGGUCUUUGCCUCAGGCUCAGGAAGUGUCAUUUGUGAAAGAUGAGUUACAAACAUUAGCUUUAGAACAUAUAUAGGUAUCAAGUAAAUUGGUAUCAAUAUAGUGAUAUCAGAUACAUUUAUUAAAAUGUGUUGUUUACAUUAGCAAUGACUUACUGGUCCUAGUGCUGUAAAAAUACAUGU
Ctenopharyngodon idella (grass carp) is the source of this 4203-nucleotide messenger RNA. RefSeq names its product ciliated left-right organizer metallopeptidase. Lineage: Eukaryota; Metazoa; Chordata; Actinopteri; Cypriniformes; Xenocyprididae. The transcript has 13 exons. The coding region runs from base 1098 to 3248 and encodes 716 amino acids. Gene Ontology annotation, cellular component: cytoplasm; membrane. Gene Ontology annotation, biological process: proteolysis; cell adhesion. Gene Ontology annotation, molecular function: metalloendopeptidase activity. The record is from RefSeq and is a predicted model, not a curated record.